AAGAAUAAUGACCGAGAAAAGGAACAAAGGAAUGAAACGCAAUCAUCAUUAGUUGAUCCUUAACAAUGUAAUGGCAAGUAGGACUGUGAGGAAAGUAAAGAGAAAUAAAAAGGACGCGAACAACUCUGAAGACAGAGCCUCGAAUACAACGAUCACUAAUCCAGACAAAAAAAUGAAACUUAAAACAAAGACAACAAUUAGUAACAAGAGUACAAUGAAUAAAAUGGAUAAACCGAUAGCAGCCGAUCAUGCAUCAGAAUUCAAUGUCACUAAACUCAUAGCAGAACUAUCGCAAAAUUCGCGAGCGUCGAAAGGAGAAAUAGAGAACAUACAAAGGAAAUUACUUCAGCAGGCAAACGAGAUACUGAAAGUAAACGCGUUUGCUAAUUCUCAACCAGUUCCGGAGAUCCGUGUCAUGGAUAACACGCAAAAGUGCAACGCGAACAAUCAUGUUUACGGGCGAAUACCUAUUGUAACACCCAGAAACAAAAUGAAUCCCGGAUCUAAUCACUUAGUUCAUAAUGUUGGGCGUUUAAUGAAUACAUCAGAUAGUCGCCAGGACAAUCAACUCGAGACACAACUAGUUCCCGAGAAGUUGCAAGAAAUUCCCGCGCUCUCCUCGGCCAGCGUCGGUGGAAUGAUAAAUAGUGACCAUGGAAGUAUGCAAAGGGUCGCUAUGACGGCGGCGGAGGCGGGAAGAGCUUUUUUCUACAAAACGGGUUCCGCCGAGGCUCGCCAGCCGGCCAGUGCGCGCGCCGCUCCAACAAGAGGCACACUCGACAGUGUCCCACCGUAUAGGAUGCCCCCAGCACCGGAGGCGGCGCUGCCUGGAGUCCCAGCGCCUCCCGGACCUGCCGCCCUGCACACACACUCCGCAAAAUUUCCUAUAGAACGAGAAGUGAUCUUAUCUUCAGGAGAAAAGAAUUCCAAAGUGCCAAUACUUCAAGAGGCUCGAAAACGCGGCAGACUUGGCGCCGUGGCUCCCGACACCCCACCAAAAACACUCUCAGCCUGGACUCACUCGGAGAACCAAGCCGGCACAUCGGCCGACUACAGACAAUACCACGAGAACUACAAUUACAACAUGCAGCAGAAUCAGAGUGGUACUAGAAAUGGCAACUACGAUUCUCCCAAACCCCCAGUGCCAGCCAAAACAUACGGCACUAAAAUUGACGCCACGAAUAAUUCACAACAGAUUACGGUUACCGUAGAGACGGGUAAAGAUAGCACAAGAGACGCACCGAGAAGCAACAAGUCCGUUAGUAAAACGUAUCACACACUGAAAGACAUGAUCUCUAGUAGAUUUAAAAGUAAGGACGGGAGUGAAGAUAAAGCAGAAGAAUCCAAUUUAAACAACAGUGAAGAGAGAAAACGGCCUGAGCCUGAACCGAUAACGCCGAGAGAUACUGGUCCCAGGAAAGUGGAGCAAGGCAUAUACGGACGACCAGUUCCGCAAAACAGGCCGGAGAUGCAAUAUAGUCAUGGAGUGGCUAAUAAUAUGGCGUAUCCAAGUCCAUCACCGCAUAGGCAACUAAUGCAACAGCAAAUCGUCCAACAAAAGAUGCUACUGAACCACCAAGCCAGGUCACAGGAGAUGUUGGCGUCGCCCCAUCGACCCCAACCUCAGGCGCUUGGUUCCGACGCCCUAUACCAGCAGUACGGACCUCCGGGACGAAGAAGCGCGGUGUAUCAACGGGACAUGGACGUGAGGUCUAUGGCCAAUUUCACAUCCUUGAAAACUAGUCCACAAACACAGUUCGAAUCGCAUUCAAGACCAGAUCUUCGAAGUCCACAGCAAUUAGAACGAGAGAUCAUCCGGCAACGAGGAUUAGUUGAAGGCAGACGGGCAGCAUCACAUCCUCAUCUACUAGAUGAACCGCAAUCGAGACCUGAAGCAUCCACUCCAUACAGUCAUGACAGAUCCAGGCGGAAUUCUCACGCUAACCUUCUAGAAGCAACUGAAGAAAAACUUCACAGAAACGAUGAAAGAGAAUCAGAUGAUGGAGGGUUCAGAGCUAGAUUAGCCGCACAAGGGAGGUCAAGUUUCGAAGAUAGAAUCAGGACGAGUGGUAGAUCUAUAGAAUCUCAGCGAAUACACGAAAAUGUAUACAGAAGAACGCCUGACAGCCAUAAUCGUAGGACGCCGGAUUCAGUGGGACCAAAACGCGAAGAUACUUUAACGACGGGACAGGCGGCAAACGAUGAGAAUGCAAGCCAAAAGUCCGCAGACAGCGUUUACCAUUCUAGUGGGAAAACUGAAGCAUACAAUCCGCAGCCCUCCUCGUCACGGCAAACCCCGAAUAGAAUAGAAGAUUUGAAAGCUACCGGGAAGAAAGGGGCAGGAUCUGGUGCCAGUUCAGACUACGACAAGAACGGCGGUCAGUCGUCGAAUGUGGACUCCGGGCGAGGUAGCGUAGCCUACUCCAGCGGGAGACGACCAGAAGCCAGUAUACAUGACACCUCCGCUGAUUCCGAUGCGGUCGGAUCGAGAGUUCAGCCCCAACCUGGACCAAGCCAGGAAACCGCUGCACAAAGCACAGAAAACGAAUGGGCCGAUUUAGUGGAAUGCGAGCUCCGUCAGAUUUUAGAACCGAAACUAUCCAGCAUGAGGCUUGACUCGUCAGGAAGCUCGGAUAGUUCAGUGACCCCACCCCUCCCACCGUUAUCACCUUCUUCAGACAUGCACAAGAGAAAUAGUCUACCAGGUCGUUCUUCGGAGUACCCUGAUGAGAGGAGACGAGGUAGAGAAUCGCCACGGUGGCAUUCACACAAGAAGCAUUCUUCGAAACGCGAUCAUCAUUAUAAAAAACAUUUGGUGGACACGACGGACAUGACGUCGACGACGACGCGCAGCCUGGACCUGUCGUCGCUGCUGGACGCGCGCUCGGACACGGACGCGAGCGCGGGGGACGCGCGCGCCAUCCGCCGUCAGCUGCGCGGCCUCGAGAACAUGUACGCGGAGGUGCUGCAGCUGCUCGGCGUGCGGAAGCCGGUCUCCGCGCACAAGCACUCCUGGGAGGCCAGGUUGUCGUCGAAGCGUCGCUAUGGCAGCAUGUCCUCGCUCCCCUCCAGCUCAGUGAGCAGUCGCCCCGUCAGGGAUAAGAGACGGAGCUCCAAUGAGCACAGGAAGAAACAGGACUACAAGGGUAUAAACAAGCGGUUCCAGCGGCUGGAGUCGCACGUGGUGACGCUGGCGCGCUCCGUCGCGCACCUGUCCAGCGAAAUGAGAACCCAGCACCUCGUCAUGCAGGAGAUGGACACCAUCCGCGCAGAGAUCGCGGCCCUCAGGCAUAUGUACAAGUCCCAGCAACACAUCCGUUCAGGUCACCAGCGGCAUUCGGAUCCGUAUUCAUUCAGUAACCCGGACAGGGUGAAGCGGCUCACCAAGUUCUUCGGAGAUGAACCGCCACUAAUGAGAUUGUUUCUGAAGAAACUCGGCUAUGAGAAGUACGCAGCGUUACUUGAGAAGGAGAAGGUGGGUGCUGCGGAGCUCCCAUACGUCGGCGAGGACAGGCUGCGGGCGCUGGGCGUGCCGCUAGGACCCAGGAUGAGGAUCCUCAAAGAAGCCGGGAUACAUCAGGAAUUACACCACUUAUCCAGAGACGACCCCCACAACACCACCACGACCCUGGCUAUUGUAUAAAUAUGUCAACAAAUAAAAAAAACUAUUUCAUUACCUCAUUUAAACUUAUUCGUUGAAGAGACGACAUAUUUUUAAAUUCAUUUCGUUCAAAAUAGACGUAAGCGACAAGUUAUUUGUCGUACGCCGAAAUUGAACUCUAAAUGCGUACAGAAGAAAACCACCGCUCUCGCUUUGGCCUCCCGCUGCGUCUGUAAAGUCAUCGCAGACAUUUUAGGUCCUACCAAAACUUUGAAAAAAAAAAGAAAUUUUUGAAAAUAGAAUCGCAAAUUCCACGACGAUUCGAUUUUCGUGAUUAUUCUGAAAUUUAGUGAAUUCUCUGAAACAAACUCACGUCGCCACAGCGAGGAUUCCGCUCUGACUAGCUAUUCUAAAUUCGAAAAUGAUUCCUUUUUUAUGGUGUUUUUUUUCCAUUACAAAAGAAUUAACACCAAGAUAUUCUUAAUGUGUAUAAUAUUUUUUUUACGAGUAACGCCGUGCAGGAAUAUGAAUAUAAAACUGUUAAUAAUGAUGAAUAAAAAAGAAUUGGCCUUUUCCGUCCGUGGUGGUGAAGAAAAUUCGAGAGUGGAUGAAUAAAUGUUAAUUAUUUAAUAUUAUGAUUUGAAAUGUUAUUUAGCGCUGUUUCCAUUACCAAUGAAAUUUAUCAUCGCAUUGUCGACGGUGCGUCAUUUCAUAUUAUUUGUUACAAAGCUAAAGCAGACAAUGAUAAAGAAAACAGAAUG
Molecule: messenger RNA, 4362 nt
Organism: Bombyx mandarina (wild silkworm)
Lineage: Eukaryota; Metazoa; Arthropoda; Insecta; Lepidoptera; Bombycidae
Source: RefSeq, a predicted model, not a curated record